Messenger RNA from Xylaria bambusicola, 2062 nucleotides. RefSeq lists its product as uncharacterized. The coding region runs from base 718 to 1440 and encodes 240 amino acids. Lineage: Eukaryota; Fungi; Ascomycota; Sordariomycetes; Xylariales; Xylariaceae. The record is from RefSeq and is a predicted model, not a curated record. The transcript has 2 exons.
CGCCAUUAAACUAGUUUACUAUUAAUCGAAUUAUCAAGCAAAUCAACUUCAAGCCAAAACCUGUUUCUAUUAAUUUAAUGCUUCCUACUAUGCCCUUAGCUUUUACCUGUUCUUUUCUCAACACAUGUGAUAAAGGAACAGUGUCAAGAAUCAGCACAACCAUUGUAGAGUCUCUUCGAUUACAUUUAGUUAACCUAAGCUGAAGUUCCCAAUUUAGACAGGACAUCAUCGUUCUAAAGUAGAAUUAGAUUGAAGCCUAGAAAACCGGAGAAUAAUUGCUUACACGCACGUACGGUCGAACAUCCAGAUUACUCAAUAACCCAUGGACCUGGCAUGAUGCUAUGGGAUGGUCUGCCUUGAGAGCAGCUUAUUUUAUGGCGAGCAGAGCCAUGAAACUAUCGAUCGAGAAACAUUCUUGAGAUAAAUUCCCCAAAUCCCUGAAACUGAGAUCAACCCAAGCAUAGUUGAAGCACCAGCUUCGAUGGGAAGUUUACAGCAGGCCGGCGGACGCCGAGUUGGUAUGGAAGUAUCUAAGACCAGAGGUGUGGAAACCGAAAAUGGAGUCAACUUUAUAGUAUGCAUGAGCCUGUUUCAAAUACCAUCGACCUACAGCGAGAUCAAUGUCAGCCGAAGGAAUUGCAUGCCGACAGUCAGCCAUUGGCCCGCUGCGCUUACGGCUGGUGCCUAGAAUCCUCCUGAAGCAAUAGGGAUACUGAUAUGCGUCAUGUAUCAUCUGCGACAUGCGCCUGUUUUGACCUCUUACUUCAUUACUUUUCGAAUCACAUUGACAAAAUGAUAUUGACCAUGAUAGUCUUUACGCAUCUACUUACAUUAUUGUGCACCGUUCCGAUACAGCUCACUGCUGCUCGCCCUCCCAGCUCCAUCGCCCAACACCAAAAGCAUUUUGCUCAAAUUGAAACAAUACCCAAGGUAGAGCAGAAAUCCGAGGUUCCGGGCCACAAUAAUGUUACAUAUGGCCCAGUGCCCCUCGAAGACCAACUCUUCCAGAUCGAGAGCCUCGAGAUCGCUCCGUCGCCCAUCCCUCUCGAUCAGUUCUUUUUCGUUCUGCUCCGCGGCCGGAUGCCGAAAUUCGCAGCUCCUUUACAGGCAGCCAAUGAUGGUGCCAACGCAACACUGAGCAUUACAAUUUCUGCUGCCCUGGACAAUGGCAACCCCGAGAAGCUUGUCACGUACACAGUACCAUUUCGCACUACAGCGUUCGGAGAGAAUGGCUACAUCUCGAUCCGUAAGACUGGGGGCCCUUACGUGGACUAUAUGGCUCACGACGGUCGAUAUGAUAUUCUCGCCGACUGCCAGCUUCCGAGUAUGUUCGUUAGACCGGGAACAUGGACGUUCGAAAUUGUUACAAAGCUGGAGGACGAUACUUGCCUGUUUGCAUUGUCUUUGACACAGUGGCUACCGGGACGGCUGCGGGAGUGAGAUUUUUAAGUUGCUUGCCACCAUCCAUCAUGUCGUCUCUUUAACACUACUCUCGUCAACGCUGAAUCAUGACCGUGACUAUCGUCAACGGAAUACUUAAAGGAUCGUUUGUUUCCUCUGGUAUGCGACUGUUUACUUCGUUACGCCUAUCCUGUUAGGUGGUGGACUCCGCAGAAGUACUCAGCCUUUGUCUAUUUUUUCUAAGCUCGAAGACAACUGGGGUAUAGUAGUUGUGGCACAGUAUGAAGGCCAACUGAAUGCAAAGUAUUUCACUUCCAGAGAGGCAUCUAUAAUACGCUUAGGUAUAGUAUCCAAAGGCACAAUAUUGGUGCGAGUCUCUGGCUCUUUGGAGGGCGAAACGGCGCCUUGAGUAUGUGUAUUUACAAAUUUAGGAGAGCCUCAUUGUACUAGUUGAUGACGCUCAUAAUAGGUUGAUACAUGUUAGAACCCGGAGGUCAAAUUUUGUUACAUCAUAGACCAACAGGUAUACAAAAGUUGCAACCUUUCGGUGGCGAUAAACGUGAGCAGCAAUAUUUCCUUACCAAUUGUAUAGUUUAUUAUUAGUAAAUCAAACCCCCAUAACUAUAUAGGCACGUUUUUUCUCUUGUCUUCCCUUUAUAAU